This is a messenger RNA of Blumeria graminis f. sp. triticale, 660 nucleotides long. Lineage: Eukaryota; Fungi; Ascomycota; Leotiomycetes; Helotiales; Erysiphaceae. The record is from the annotation of a GenBank genome assembly.
AUGUUUGAACCCUCCAAUUCGGCGACCCGACCUGAAAAAGGCAAAGCCCCGGCAAGGCUGGAUACACACUCUCCGGUUGACAGCACAAAUGACACCCCCAAACCAGAGCCCGAUUCAUUUGCUUUAACACCUGGCGAAAAAUUCGUCAAAGUAGCCUGGCCUAAGGCACUUGUAGCGCAUGAGAUAAAUCACGAGGCAUAUACUAGAAAAAAUAGCAAAGUAGUCAUUUGGCCAGACCUUUGCCUCAACAAAGCAAAUUCUACCGUUUUCUUAAAGCUCGCUGAAAUUCAGUCAGCCCUAGGAAUAGCCUUGGUCCCAUACUGGUAUUGGCCGCAACGUCUCUGCCUGGAAAUGAAAGUAGAUUUCCAGGGGACACAUGUUUGGGCCGAGGAAGACCCCUCGACCACUUGGCCUCUACUCCUCGAGGACAUUUUCAAAACAAUGCAGCAACUAGAUGUCCUGCAUGGUCCGAGGACUUUAUUCUCUCGCCUCUCUGCCAAGGACGGAGAGGACAUAAAUCCUCCGCUUCUCGAAUCCGUGACAGCUACUAUCACCUAUCUAAAGCCAAUAGAGAUAGUAAUACAACUCGCGACACCCUUGCAGACAUCACAAAGUCCUACUUACCAAAUGUUUGGACGCUUCUAUAGCCAACAAUGGUAG